AUGGCCAAUGUGUUCAACACCUUCAGUUUUAACAAAUGGGCCGAUUCUAAAAAGGAAGAGGAACUCGACAAAGAAAGCAAAGCAAGAAGAACGGAGCAGAUAAAACGUUUAAAAGAACGUUUACGCAAAGAACGAGAAUUACGCGAAAAUGGCAUGGGAAACGGGGAUCUGGAUUUGGAAGCUCUUAUUGAAGCUUUGCAACGUGGGCAGGAAAUAAAUGCUGUCCCUGUUGACGAAGAACCAAGAGAGCAUCAUCCGACCAGCUAUGGAGCUAUGGACGACAACGACAUCCUUGAAGAAAUUCGUAUUUUUCAACAAAAUCAAUAUUUCAAUCCUACGCCCGUAACAAGUGCUGAACCAGAGCUACAGCCAUGGAUGUAUAAUCGACGAAUCAACGAUCUAGACAACGAGAAUCCGACCAAAAAUAAUGGUAACGGCUGGAUGUACAAUCGACGAAUCAAUGAUCUCCACAAUAAGAAACAGAACAAAAACGACAAAAACAAUGACAGCGCUCCUCCUGUGGAAAGGCCAACAACAGUGACAAAACCUCACUUUCAAGAUGCUAGUCGGGCUGCGUUCAUCUACAAUCGCAUUGUUUCCAAGGAACCAAAAUGA
Molecule: messenger RNA, 615 nt
Organism: Cylicocyclus nassatus
Lineage: Eukaryota; Metazoa; Nematoda; Chromadorea; Rhabditida; Strongylidae
Source: the annotation of a GenBank genome assembly